AGAUAACUGUUCCUGGUAUAGACUACUUUUCAAAGCAUGUGGAGUCUUGCAGGGAACCGGUAGCUUGGGGGCUUCGAAGCCUGGGUUGUGGUGGUGACACCAACCCCAGACUGAUAAGCCCCAAGUGCCGUCAAGCGUAGGUUGAUCCUGUCUAUAAAGUCCUGGGAAAUGAAUGAGGUACCCACGGAGUAGAGACGCGUUAGAUAUUCGCAAGUCACAGAGUUCGUUUUUUUGGUAAUUUGAUUCUACUCAUUACUUUAUAUAAUGUCCUCGGAUAUCAAACGCGACGACUUUCUGCAGCCGGCCACCUCAGCUGUGGUCGGCGAGUCAUCCAAGAUUGAUGAUCGGGAGUUGGAUGAGGCCGCAAAGUACCUCGCGAAUCAUGAAGAAUUUGGCCCGAUGACUCCAGAGCAGGAGAAGGCGAUUGUAAAAAAGAUUGACUCUUGGAUGAUUCCUUUGUUGGUGUUCACCGCGACCCUCUCCGCCGUCGACAAAGUAGAAAUAGGGACAGCCUCCUUAUAUGGGUUCCAAAAGGAUAAUGGCAUGGUUGGCCAACAAUAUAGCUGGCUUGGUAGCAUCCUUCCAUUGGGUACUUUGAUUGGGUUGAUUCCAGCUUCAUGGCUUGUACAACGAGUGCCCGCUGGGAAACUUCUCGCGGUCGGCUCCUUGUUAUGGUCGAUUUGCACCUUGAUGUACGCGGCGUGCCGAACCUGGUCCGGCUUCAUGGGCCUGCGAUUCUUGCUAGGUUUCCUCGAAGCCGUUUCAACGCCAUGUUUCACAGUGCUCGUUGCGUCGUUUUACAAGAAGGAAGAGCAACCACCUAGGAACGGAAUCAUCUUCGCAUACUUCUCGUCAAUCUUCAACGGCUUUUUCGCCUGGGUUAUCGGAUACAUUCCUGCAUCCGCUCCAUUGCUGAAAUGGCAGUACCUCUAUCUCUUAACGGGGUCGAUCAACGUGGUCUAUUCGAUAUUCUUAUGGUUUGUCUUGCCGGACAGCCCCAUGAAUGCGUUUUUCUUUACACCGGAGCAAAAAUAUCAUGCUACAAGGCGACUCGCGGCGAAUCGAACUGGUAUCGCCAACAGGGUGUGGAAGUGGGAUCAAGUCUGGGAAGCACUGAUUGACCCGAGGGUAUGGCUGAUCGUCUUAUUCAACAUUACCAUCAACAUCCCCAACGGUGGGCUCCAAGCGUUCGGAUCGAUCAUUAUCAACAAUUUAGGGUAUAGCCCCCUUGUUUCUAGCCUGCUCACGAUGCCAUUCGGUAUUUUGGCUACUGGUGGCGCUUGGGCCUUUGGAUAUCUCGCAGCGAAGUGGCACAACAGGCGAGCACUAACUGCCUCGCUUGCUUUAUUGCUUCCCAUUUUUGGAACCGCCUUGGUAUACGGAUUACCACGGACCAACGUUGCCGCUCAAAUGGUGGGAUUGUAUUUUAUGUACUUUUAUUGGCCCCCAUACGUUGUUGGCAUAUCCCUUAUUCAGGCAAAUACUGCUGGUAUGACGAAGAAGGCCGUCUCAUACAGUAUGGUCACUAUAGGUUAUGCGGCCGGAAACCUGAUCGGACCCCAGACUUUUAGAAGCAACGAAGCGCCCAAAUACGUGAGCAGUGUUAUAGCUAUGUUGGUAUGUUAUUGCGCGUGUAUGCUUAUCCUGCUGGCAUAUUGGGUCUUCGGAGCCUGGGAAAACAAGCGAAGGGACCGCAAGUUCGGUAAACCAGAGGAAGUACACGAAGGCACCGCUGAUGGGUUCAUCGACGAGACUGACAUAAAACAAACUGGCUUCCGUUAUACUACCUAGAGGCUUUGUACGACUGGUACAAAAUUGACGCCGAGAGAAGACGGGCGAUGUU
Hypoxylon trugodes is the source of this 1843-nucleotide messenger RNA. RefSeq names its product MFS general substrate transporter. Bases 265 to 1791 code for a protein of 508 amino acids. Gene Ontology annotation, molecular function: transmembrane transporter activity. Gene Ontology annotation, cellular component: membrane. The transcript is spliced from 6 exons. Gene Ontology annotation, biological process: transmembrane transport. The record is from RefSeq and is a predicted model, not a curated record. NCBI's taxonomy places the organism in Eukaryota, Fungi, Ascomycota, Sordariomycetes, Xylariales, Hypoxylaceae.